AUGCAGCUUCACACGGCUACACAUGAAAAGCUGCAGCUGAAUCAUAUGCAUUGAUGUUUCAUACUACCAGUCAUAAGUCAGUACCAGUCAAGUGCAUUCUAACUGACUUUGUGCAAUUGUCGAAUACUGAUAUCAGAACUAGUUCACCUUGAUAAGCUCCUAGCAGUGAUGCUAUACGCACCAAGGGGAAGCAACCUGCUGAAAUUGCCUGUGCAGCGGUCAUGGCCACAUCCAUCGGUUCGUAUGUGUUUUUCGAUUUGGAAACCACCGACCUACCGGGACUGAAGACUCCCAAAAUAACGGAAAUCUCACUGAUUGCCUGCUCCAAGCAACAUUUGCUAGAAACGAGACAAGGUGACCUGCCAAGGGUGCUGCACAAACAAACACUAUGCCUGAACCCGCAACGUAUCAUCCACCCGAGGGCAUCGGAACAAACUGGAUUGUACAACGAUCUCUUGGAGCAUGAAUCUAAAUUUGACGAUAAAACAGCUAAACUUAUUCUGUUGUUUUUGGAACGUCUGCGUGGUCCCUGCUGCCUUGUUGCUCACAACGGCAAUCGUUUUGAUUUUCUUAUUCUCAAAAGAGAAUUCGAGAGUUUAAAUAUUAAGCUUCCGGAAGAAACGUAUUGCAUAGAUUCGCUGCAGCUUUUUCAGGAACUGGAAAAGUUCCGAGAGAAUCAGACUAAGAGCAUCCAACAAAAUGAGCACAACGAGUUGAUUGAUCUAGAAGUAACGGCCUUAACGGCAAUGGAAGAGCUCGAAGGAACCGAUGGCACUCUCACACAGAUGCAGAAAAUCAAUGAAACCACUCCUCAAAGAUGCACAAAACUGAGCGAAAACUAUAAACGAGCCCUACGAUCUUACCUGGAUGUAACUCCUUCACAAGAAUGCACAACUGCUAGCGACAACAAUCGGGCAAGUCCCCCCCGAUCCAAACGACAGCUGUUCCCGGAUGAAGGGGAAAACUCAAAGGAUAAACCGCAGCCUAAAACCCAGGAGACCCCAGCGACCAACAAACCAGUACGGAAAAGGUUCCGUUUGUGUGACGUCUACGAAAGAUAUUACGGAACACCGCCCAAAAUAUCCCAUUACGCCGAGGCAGACGUUAAAGCCCUGCUAAAGUGUGCCAUUGCGGAUGCUAAAGCAUUCGUACACUAUUCGGAACAAAAUUGCGUUAGACUUUGCGAUGUUACUGGAAAGAUAUGAACUGGUUGUGGAGCCGCUAAGAUUCCUUUAUUUUCUAUAUUUUUAUUUUAGAUUGUUUGUGUUGAAUGUCGAGUUGUUUCUAAAGUUUUGUAAUGUAACAUGUGAUGUCUCAAAAUUAACUUGAAGUAAUACGGUUAGACUGUCUAAAAUUUCCAAGCAAUUUUAUUUUAUAGAAAAUGUCAUUCGGAAAAGUUGUAUUGAUAAGCAUUUGAAAAAAGAAAUAAAAUAUGGUACAGAAUUCCACUUGAUUGAAA
Molecule: messenger RNA, 1459 nt
Organism: Uranotaenia lowii
Lineage: Eukaryota; Metazoa; Arthropoda; Insecta; Diptera; Culicidae
Product: three-prime repair exonuclease 1
Exons: 3
Coding region: 222-1205 (327 amino acids)
Biological process (GO): DNA catabolic process
Cellular component (GO): cytoplasm
Molecular function (GO): nucleic acid binding; 3'-5'-DNA exonuclease activity
Source: RefSeq, a predicted model, not a curated record